Molecule: messenger RNA, 975 nt
Organism: Fusarium poae
Lineage: Eukaryota; Fungi; Ascomycota; Sordariomycetes; Hypocreales; Nectriaceae
Gene: XYL1
Product: NAD(P)H-dependent D-xylose reductase (XR)
Exons: 3
Coding region: 1-975 (324 amino acids)
Cellular component (GO): cytosol
Molecular function (GO): aldose reductase (NADPH) activity
Source: RefSeq, a predicted model, not a curated record
AUGGUCAACGUUCCAAACAUCAAGCUUAACAGCGGCUUCGACAUGCCCCAGAUUGGCUUCGGCCUCUGGAAGGUCGAUGACAACUGCGCCGAGGUUGUCUACAACGCUAUCAAGGCUGGUUACCGUCUGCUCGAUGGUGCUUGCGACUACGGCAAUGAGAAGGCUUGUGGUGAGGGUGUCGCCCGCGCCAUCAAAGAGGGCAUCGUGAAGCGAGAGGACCUCUUCAUCGUCUCCAAGCUCUGGCAGACUUACCACGACAAGGAGAACGUCGAGCCUAUCACCCGCCGCCAGCUCGCCGACUGGCAGAUCGACUACUUUGAUCUUUUCCUCAUCCACUUCCCCGUCGCCCUCGAGUACGUCGACCCCGAGGUCCGCUACCCCCCUGGCUGGCACUACGAUGAUGCCGGCACUGAGAUCCGCUGGAGCAAGGCCACCAACCAGGAGACCUGGGAGGGCAUGGAGAACCUCGUUGAGAAGGGUCUCGCCAAGUCCAUUGGUAUCUCCAACUUCCAGGCUCAGGCCAUCUACGACUUGCUCAAGUACGCCAAGAUCCGCCCUGCUACCCUCCAGGUUGAGCUUCACCCCUACCACCAGCAGGCUGAACUUGUCAGUCUCGCCAAGGCUGAGGGUAUUGCUCUGACUGCCUACUCUUCUUUCGGCCCUACCGGCUUCAUUGAGCUCGACAUGGACAUUGCCAAGUCUGCCUCUCCUCUCAUGCAGCACGAGGUUUUCACCAGCCUCGGCAGCAAGUACAACAAGACUUCCGCCCAGGUCCUUCUCCGAUGGGCUACUCAGCAGGGUCUUGCUGUCAUCCCCAAGAGCACCACUCCCAAGUACAUGGAGCAGAACUUUGACUGCUUCGACUGGAGCAUUGAUGAGGAGGACAUGAAGCGCAUCUCCAAGAUGAACCUCAACCUCAAGUUCAACAAGCCCACCAACUAUUUCCCCAGUGACAAGCUCUGGAUCUUUGGUUAA